Molecule: messenger RNA, 6522 nt
Organism: Myotis daubentonii (Daubenton's bat)
Lineage: Eukaryota; Metazoa; Chordata; Mammalia; Chiroptera; Vespertilionidae
Gene: HMG20A
Product: high mobility group 20A
Exons: 7
Coding region: 1-627 (208 amino acids)
Biological process (GO): regulation of gene expression
Cellular component (GO): nucleus
Source: RefSeq, a predicted model, not a curated record
AUGUGGUGUCAUCUUGAGGACUCUAGAGGCCAUCGCUACCUUGAUGAAGCAGAUAGAGAUAAGGAGCGUUACAUGAAGGAACUGGAGCAGUAUCAGAAGACUGAGGCCUACAAGGUCUUCAGUAGGAAAACCCAGGACCGUCAGAAAGGCAAAUCUCAAAGACAAGAUGCAGCCAGACAGGCCACUCAUGAUCAUGAGAAAGAAACAGAAAUAAAGGAACGAUCUGUUUUUGACAUCCCUAUAUUUACAGAGGAAUUCCUGAACCACAGCAAAGCUCGGGAGGCAGAGCUUCGCCAGCUUCGCAAAUCCAACAUGGAGUUUGAAGAGAGGAAUGCAGCCCUGCAGAAGCACGUGGAGAGCAUGCGCACAGCAGUGGAGAAGCUGGAAGUGGAUGUGAUCCAGGAGCGAAGCCGCAAUACUGUCUUACAACAGCACCUAGAGACCCUGCGACAGGUGUUGACCAGCAGCUUUGCCAGCAUGCCCUUACCUGGAAGUGGAGAGACACCUACCCUGGACACCAUUGACUCAUAUAUGAACAGACUGCACAGUAUUAUUUUAGCUAAUCCCCAAGACAAUGAAAACUUCAUAGCUACUGUUCGAGAAGUUGUAAACAGACUUGAUCGUUAAGGAAUGGUAUUAGAGCUCCAAGAUGUGAGGAAGGAGAAGCCAUCUCUGAAAAUUUGAACUGAGUAGAAGCAGAGGAGUACAGAUGACUCUGCUUGUGAAGGAACUAUCAGCUGUGAGUUAAAUGCCUUCACCCAGAAAGCCAUAUGAGGGAGCGGCAAAAAGAACAUGUUUAUGAGCUUCCUAUGGAAUCCUCUUCGCGAAGCUUUGAAAGUGUGCAGCCACUCUCCCAAGUCUUCAGUUUUCUAUCAUCUGCUUUUCUGUUAAAUUGGAUCUGUAUAUAAUCUGUUGUCAUCUUCUGCAGUAUAAAGGAAGCCUUCUCAUUGUUCUACAGAUUUGGACCCUUUUAUUAGUGGCACUCUGGUUUUCUUAUCUACCUGUCACUUUUUUAAUGCCUUUGGUUGUUCUUUUUAUUCCCUUAACCCCCAGCAAGUUACACAUCUCCAUUUUCUGACCUCUGGGCUUUGUUGCUCAGCAGGGUUCUGAAGGAGAGUUUCUCUUAUUGGACAGGCCCAAUCUUCUAUCUUUAGCCUACUUGACUCCAAAGAAAGGAUCUUCUUUUUAACUAGGUUCUGUGGUGGAGACUGUUUCCUGUCCCACACAGUGUGCAGUGGGUGCCAGCCCUCGUGGAGGCUUUGUGAUUGCUACCCUGAGAAUAAGCUUUCCUUCCUCCUCAGUACUGCCUGCUGUUUUCUGAGCUUAACUCCUACACAUACCCUGCAUUCCAGCCCAGGUUCUUCUGUUCCCAUCUGUCUACAAUGUCUUCUGGAGCAUUUUUUGCUGUGGAAAAAGUCAUUGGUAAUUAGGAGAGAACAGGAAAAGUAGUCUCUCAUUUGGCAUUGGGGGGAAAAAAAGGUUUAUCAUAAGUAAAACUGACUAUGCUUUAGGUACACUGAUUCGUGGAUGUGGAUAGGCAGAGAUAUCAUCACAAUAGUCUCUUGAGCUGACAAGAAAGGACACAGAGGAAUUCCCAUGUCCUUUGUCUUCCUUCUAUAACCAUACUGUAAAAUCUAUUGCAAAAGGACAGGCUUUCCUUCCUUUUCCCCCUUUAGUAAAUACAUUUUUUUAAAAAACACCAAAAGAAAAGAGGGGUUCCUGAUUCACACCUAAAGGUUUGGUUUUUGUCUUGAUGCUCUACAGCACAGACUGUGUGUUGCAGCUCUGGUCUUUGGAACCAAAGCCAGGCAUGCUCAGCCCAUUGUCCAGGCACCACACUACUAAAGCAGGUGGACGUGUGGUCUCCUCACAACAUUCUCACAAAUCAGGGUGCAAGUCGGAAACCCCCUGGUGACAUUGCUGUACCAUCCUGUCUUUUUAACAUUGCUGUACCAUCCUGUCUUUUUAUCUGAUUUCUUCAAUAGCCCAAAGAUGUGGUGAGAUAGCCUUUUUAAUUUAAUUUUUAAAUGUAUUUUUAUUAUUGAUUUCAGAGAGGGGGAGAGAGACAGAAACAUCAAUGAUGAGACAGAAUCACUGAUCAGCUGACUCCUGCAUGCUCUACACUGGGGAUUGAGCGUGAAACCCAGGCAAGUGUCCCUACUGGGAAUUGAACCAUGAUCUCCUGGUUCAUAGGUUGACACUCAACCACUGAGCCACACCAGCCAGGUAGGACAGCCUUUUUUAAUGUCUGAUAUGAGCACACAUCAAAUUUCCAUUCACUGAAGCCCACAUAUCACCACUUGGCAAUAUUUUAGAAUAAGAGCCCAUCAUUAUCUAUGGCUUAUUGCUAUAAUCCUAGCCUACUAAUCUGCUUUUUUCCAUAUUUUUCUAUUCUGUUCUCACCUGUCACUGCUGGUGCUGUCACUUCUCUCAGAUUCCUUGCCUACUAAAUCCAACCUAGAACACACUGUCUAUAGCAGAAGGACAUCCAAGCCAGUUCUGGGAAUUUGUGACUGCCCUCUGCCAGAUACCUUCUGAUUUUCCUUCCUCCUGAUAUUUCUCUUGUUUCUUCCUCCUGUUAGUUUUGUGCUGCUAUGUUAGAGUGCUCUUAACCAGGAAAGGCUAUAACUUAGUCCAAGAUCAUCAUUUUCCUGACUCUAGAUAUAGAACACCUGACAUUGACUUAAAACAUCUGCAUAUUCAGGAAUGCAUGAGAUCUUGAAAAAGCCUACAGUCUGAAAUCAUUUUCACAAAAUAAGCAGCCUGCUUUUGAAAUGUUGGCUCUCCCAGCACCUAUAUCCCUAACUCACUGGUGACUGGGAUUCAACUGCCACAAUACCAUCAGGUCCCAUAAAGCACGUCUGUGUUGCCUCCUCUCUCCUCUGUGACCAACCAGGAGGUAGCAAAUGAGGUUUCAGACUAACAUGAUACCUAAUUCAUGCUUUCCGAUAACCUUAUCGAUAUUACUGCAUUUAUGGUCUUCUCAAGAAAUCAGUUGUUUCCUAUUCAAUGUUACAGAUUUUUUUUUUUAAUUAAAACACAAGGGGCAGCUAAGGAAAGUGAGACAAAGUGUUUUAUUUCUAACAAAAUUAAAUUUUAGAAAAAAUAUGUGUACAUAUAUUUGGAACUGUUGAAUUGCCAAGUUUUCUGUACAAAUGUUUUUGUAAUUAAACUUUUGUAUUUUUUUUUGUUUUUUUAAGAAGUCAAUAUGCUUGCUUGACAUCUGCCUUAUUAAAACUUUUAUGUUGAAUCCAUCCUAUUCAAUUUUAUCUGCAUUGUAAUGAAAAAACUCCUACCUCUGCCUUUUCAUCUUAAAGAUUGUCAACCCUACAUUAAUUAUUGUCUGUUAUGCUUUUAAAACAGUAACACAUUCAUUUUACUAAUUUCUUAUUCAAAAUGUAUCUCAGCCUGUUUGAGAAUUCAGCUCUUUUAAAGUAUUUUAUAACAAUACCAUGAGCUGUAAUACAUUUUAAUAUAGCACUAGUAUUCUGGAGGCAACUUAAAAGAAGUCUGAUUUUUCUUUGUUGUUGUUUUUUGUUAAUCCUUACCUGAGGAUAUUUUUCCAUUGAUUUAGAGAGAGUGGAAGGGAGGGAGGGGGAGAGAGAAGAAGAGAGAAAAAGAGGAGAGAGAAAGAGAGUGAGAGAGAGAGAGAGAGUGGGUGAGAGAGAUACAUUGAUUGGUGGUUGCAUACCACAUGCAUCCCAACUGGCCCAGGUAUCAAACCCGCAAACCCAGGUAUGUGCCCUUGACUGGAAUUUGAACCCGAGACCCUUUUGUCCACAAGCUGACACUCUUAACCACUGACCAACACCGGCCAGGGUAGAAGUCUGGCAGUGUGGCUCAGUUGGUUGGAGCGUUGUCAUUGGAGUGUCAUAUCCCAUACACUGAAAGGCGGAGGGUUCAAUCCCCAGUCAGAGGUGCAUGGGGGAGGCAGCCCUGACUGACCCAGAAUUGAACCUGCCACCUGGGUAUGUGCCCUCACUGGGAAUUGAACCUACGACCUUUCAGUGUAUGGGAUAACGCUCCAGUCAACUGAGCCACAGGGCCAGGGUGCCACCAUGCUUUUAAAAUCCUAGGGUGAGGUAACCUGGCUUCCUCAGCCUGAUGCUGUCCAAGAAAACAGUUGUGUGGCAUUGGGCAAGAUUUGCUUUGUUCCAACACUAAUUUCCUCUUCUUUUUUUUUUUAGUUGGUUUUUGUGUUUUUGAUUAAUCCUCAUUGGAGGAUAUUUGUUUCCAUUGAUUUUUAGAGAGAGUGGAAGGCAGGGAGAGAGGGGGAGAGGCAUUGAUUGAUUGCCUCCUGCACGUGCUCCGACCCAGGCCACGGAUUGAACCUGCAAUCCAGGAACAUGCGCCUUUGACCAAGAUUCUAACCCAUGACCCUUCGGUGUGCAGGCCAACACUCUAAUCAUAGAGCCACACUGGCCAGGGCUAGUUUUCUCUUCUGACCUAACAUAGGCCUCAGCAAUUUUACACUGUUGUUAGAAAGAUAGAAUUGGCUUAACAGAAUUGACCCUACUUGGGAGGACAUGAAGACUUUGCUAAAUGAAUACCAAAAACUAUUGAGGUAACUCAGGAUUGGACUUGACAACAAUUUAACAAACCCAAAACAGCAAAAGGUUAAACAAGAAAUGUGUCUCUCAGAAAAUUAUUCCAGAGGUUGGCAAUCCAAGAUCAGUAUAGAGCUCCUCUGCCCCAAAACAUGGUUCCAUUUUCAACGUCACCUCAUGGUCCAAAAUAGCCACUUGUCCAUCAGUCAUCAUUUGAAAUUCUUGGCAGCAUAAAGAAGAGGGCAAGGACAAAAUGGGAAAAUCUAGCUGAGUCAGCAUACUGUAAAGAGUCUUUCUGGAAAUCACAUUCACCCCUUCCAGAACUGUCACAUGACUAACAGCUAGCUAUAAUGGAGGUCAAGAAAUGUCAUCUUUCCUUGGAUAUUACUGCCCCCAAUAAUAAGCGGUUUUAGUUGAUAAAGAAGGAGAAAAUGACUAUAGAGUAGGCAACUGACAGCUCAAUUCAUGAUUCAUAUUUCUGACUCCAUGUGCAUGCACUAAGGCAAGGCAUGUUGUAUUAGUGAGCAGGAUACAUUAUCUUGCUUUUGCCUCUUGGCCAUCUGGGAAUGAUCAUAUACUUCUCUUUUUUUUUCUUUAUUGAUGAAGGUAUUACAUUUGUGUCCUUGUUCCCCAAUUCCCCCCACCCCCAAAGCCGUUCAUGCCAUCAUAUACUUCUUUGGCACUUUCCCCCAAAAAACAGUUGAAAACUAGCUGCAUUCUGAAUCAGCAUUUCCUGUCCCCACCUUAGCUUCUCUACAACCCCUCAUCAGCUGUUGACCAGUCUUUUUUAUUAAAAGUCAGCAUAAACAGUCCCUGACCGGUUUGGCUCAGUGGAUAGAGCGUCGGCCUGCAGACUCAAAGGUCCCAGGUUUGAUUCCAGUCAAGGGCAUGUACUUUGGUUGCGGACAUAUCCCCAGUAGGGGGUGUGCAGGAGGCGGCUGAUGGAUGUUUCUCUCCCUUUCCCUUCCUCUCUGUAAAAAAUCAAUAAAAUAUAUAUUUUUUAAAAAGUCAGCAUAAACAGGUGGUAAUAUUUCCCCCAUUUUCUAAAUGUUCAGCAUCUGCUAGAUUAAGACAACACCAGGAUAAUCUUUCCCUGAGGGUGGAGAAAGUGAAGUGUUGCUUGGUAGAAAAGUGCAGAACAGCCUCUUGCCCUCUAAAAGGAUUUCAUGCAACUGACACUUCUGAGUCAAGGGCUUUUUCUUUGUUUUAUUUAUUUAGCUUUUCACACAUAGUCUGCACUCAGAAAUAUACCUUAUCUACAGAAAUAAACACUUGGCUCACAUGUGAGCUCAUAGAGGUCAGGAUUGAGAGUAACAACUGAGCCAUGGCCGGCUGGGCAAAAGUCAGAAUUAUUUAUCACUAGCUCCUGUGUUCUCUGAUUCCAUUCACUAUUUGGGACUACAAAAGUGUUUCUAAAACAUGGUUUCUGCCGCUAGGGUGUUACAGUCUAGUGGGAAGGAUAGAGAUGUGCAUAAAUAGUUCCAGCACAGAGCACCCUGUAUUAAGAGCUUUAAUAGAGGAAAAUGAUUUUUGGAAAGUGAAAGAAUUGCUUGAAUCUCACUUGAUAACAGAUGGAUUUUCCGUAAUUGCAAAAGAGUUUGCAGUGGGGAAUAGAGCAGAGUCUUGGGUGAUCAGCAUCUUAACUAAUAAGGACUUUAUCUGAAAUUUAAAUGAAAUAUAAAAGUCUAAACUGAUAACCAUUAGAGUUUUUCUAGUAAAAGUUGAGGUAUCUGGAGAUAAGAGUAGUUAGAUUAAUUGUAAUUUAAAUAAAUGGUUUUUCAAAGUAUGCUUUUGACUUAAUAGAUCAUUAAAUAAGUUGUUAAAAAUUGUUUAAUUAAAUUGAAAAAUUAUCAAAAUAUGCUACAUAUAAUAAGGGUAAGUAUUAAAUUGUAAAACUUUCAUGCACAUGUGAUGGAUUACAAUGUAAAAUUUAUUUCUCAUCCUGGGGUCAAAAUAAAGACAGUCAGUGACUAUU